AAAUAUCUUUUUUUAUUUACCCUGUCGUUACAGAAUUAACAUACAUCGGGAAACCACUGUCUGCUACUGUAUGGUUUUUACUGUAGCUUAAAGGUGGGUGGAUUUCCGCUGGUGUGGUGAGAGGAGGCUAAUCAAGUCUCUGUGAAACAGGUCCCUCCCAUUUUAUAUGAUCACAUUGAAGUGAAUCGGCUCAAAGUUCUGACAUCAACUGCAAUCUGAACCCUCAGAAUGAUGAUCGUAGUCUGUUUAGUGCUGAUGCUCCCAGUUGGACACAACCAGGAAUUAGUGACAGCGGUCGUUGGAGUUGGAGAGGAUGUGACUCUCACAUGUACCUACGACAUCACUAAGAACAUCGAAACCUAUUUUUGGAUAAAGCUCUUUGGAAACAUGCCGGUCGUCUUGGGCAAAGCAAACAGCUUUGACUAUUCUGAGGAUGGGGAUGUGUCUCGCAUCACAACCAAACAGGAGCCUGGAAGGUUUUCACUGAUUAUUCCAAAGACCGAAAUGAGUGACACUGGAUUUUAUUACUGCUUAAAAUCACAUAAUUACAAAAUCACAUUUAUUAAUGGAACAUUUCUAAGAAUUAAAGGGCCAGGUCCACAUGUCGCUGUGAUCAUUCAGGAUCCAGUUGAUCCAGCUCACAUUGGAGACUCAGUGACUCUCCAGUGUUCUGUCCUCUUUGACAAACAGAAGGAAGCGUGUGUGGAGGAUCCCAGUGUUUACUGGUUCAGGGUCGGAUUAGAUGAGGCAGAUUCCAGUCUGGUUUACGCUCAUGGAAACAGCAGAGAUCAGUGUGAGCGGAGUCCUGAUGCUGCUUCACCUCAGAAAUGUGUCUACAGCUUCUCUAGGAACGUGACCCGGUCUGACGCUGGGACUUAUCACUGCGCUGUGGCCACGUGUGGACAGAUACUCUUUGGAAAUGGAACAAAGCUGGACAUAGACGUCGUCAGCAGCUGUGACUCACACAGAGACAACACGGUUGUGUUUCUGCUGUGUGUCACUUUGGCUUCAAGUCUCAUUGUCAUAAUCAGCCUCGUUUGUGCCGUCAUCAAUACCUCUACACAUUGUUGCAAAGAAACAAGUUGUAAUGAGCGUAGUCAUGAGAGAAAUGAGGACACGUUGGUUUAUUCUACAGUCAGGACAACAGGAGGCAACAGAAGGAAAGCAGCCGUGACAGAAGAGACAGUUUAUACAGACGUCAGGGCUUUUGUCAUUAAUUGAACUUCAGUGUUUGAUUCACUAAUAGAUUUUAUGCAAUGGUUGUGAAAUCCAGCACAUACUGUUCAAUUUAUUGAACCAAUGUUUAAUAUGCAUUUUGUAAUUAAAUGUAUGGAUAAUAGAUUUGACCACUGUUAGUUCCUUUAAGAAUAAAAGCAGAUUAAUUAGUGGUGAUUUUGUGUUUUCUAUCAUUUUCUUUUUGAUUUCUGAUUGGAAAACGUGUCAUUUUGU
Molecule: messenger RNA, 1449 nt
Organism: Betta splendens (Siamese fighting fish)
Lineage: Eukaryota; Metazoa; Chordata; Actinopteri; Anabantiformes; Osphronemidae
Exons: 6
Coding region: 229-1221 (330 amino acids)
Biological process (GO): response to bacterium
Source: RefSeq, a predicted model, not a curated record